Molecule: messenger RNA, 606 nt
Organism: Penicillium roqueforti
Lineage: Eukaryota; Fungi; Ascomycota; Eurotiomycetes; Eurotiales; Aspergillaceae
Exons: 1
Coding region: 1-606 (201 amino acids)
Biological process (GO): protein histidyl modification to diphthamide
Molecular function (GO): metal ion binding
Source: RefSeq, a predicted model, not a curated record
AUGACGAGAACGGCGAACGCUGUGGAUCUAUAUGAAGUCCUGUCUCUCUCAUUCACAGGGUCUUCGUCGACAGUUCUCUCCAAGCAGCAGAUCAAGAUCGCAUACCAUAAAGCAUUGCUACAACACCAUCCUGACAAGGCGGGUGCUGUCGCAAGGGAGACCGGGCUAGGCAGAUCGACUAACUCUACAUCUGCAUCUACUCCGAACCAUCUCUCUGCCAGCUCCGAUGGCAACUCAUCGCGACAACUGUACACCAUCGACCAGAUUACCACCGCCUACAAGACCCUAUCGGACCCCGUCCUCCGCUCCGAAUAUGAUCGCUCUCUACGUCUGGACAGACUGAAGGUUGCGGAACGGGAGAAAACCGGCGAUGUGUUCCACACUGGCUUGGAGAUUGUGGAUUUGGAGGAUCUUGACUGCGAGAAGGCAGAGGGCGGCGACGGCGACUGCUGGUUUCGCGGAUGUCGGUGCGGUGAUGAGCGCGGGUUCUUGGUCAGCGAGGAGGAUUUGGAGAGGGAGGCAGAGCAUGGCGAGAUCAUUAUCGGGUGUCGCGGAUGCAGUCUUUGGUUGAAGAUUCUCUUUGCGGUCGAGGCAGAUGAAGGAUGA